Molecule: messenger RNA, 471 nt
Organism: Asparagus officinalis (garden asparagus)
Lineage: Eukaryota; Viridiplantae; Streptophyta; Magnoliopsida; Asparagales; Asparagaceae
Exons: 2
Coding region: 1-471 (156 amino acids)
Molecular function (GO): RNA-DNA hybrid ribonuclease activity; nucleic acid binding
Source: RefSeq, a predicted model, not a curated record
AUGAUGUCAUUUGGAUUCAAGAAUGUUGGUGCAACAUAUCAGAGACUUGUCAACAAGGUCUUCAAGCACCAGAUCGGUCACAAUUUGGAGGCUUAUGUAGACGACCUACUGGUGGACGGGUCCUCAGGAGAAGCCGGCAGUGGAGGGGGGAUAGUCCUGCGCAGCCCAGAUGGGUCGACGCACGAGCACUCCAUCGCUUUUAGUUUCUUGGCCUCAAACAAUAAAGCCGAAUAUAAAGCUCUUCUUGUUGGCCUCCGAGCCUUCCAAGCAGUAAAGGCCGAGCGCCUCUAUAUAUUGGCCAAGUCACAUUUGGUCGUCCAUCAGGUGAAUAGGCAAUACGCGGCUAAAGACCCAAGAAUGGUCUUGUACCUCAAAGCUACUAAUGAGAUAUUAGCUAGUUUCAUGGAUUUCAAGAUAGCCCAGGUCCCCCGCGCUCCCAACACCCAGGUGGAUGCCCUCUCCAAGCUCUAG